Messenger RNA from Knipowitschia caucasica, 621 nucleotides. NCBI's taxonomy places the organism in Eukaryota, Metazoa, Chordata, Actinopteri, Gobiiformes, Gobiidae. The record is from the annotation of a GenBank genome assembly.
AUGGAGGGGGGGGUGUGUGGUCGAGGGCGGAUGGUCAUGGGGGCGGGGUGGUGGGUUGCUUGGGGGUGUUGGGGGGGUGGGGUUGUAGGGGGGGUGGGGGGGUGUUGGUGUGGGAGGAUGGGGUGGGGGGGGGGGGGGGGGGAGUGUGGGGGGGUGGGGUGUGGUGGGGGGGUGUGGUCCGCGGCGUGGGGGUAUGGUGGUGGGGUGGGGGGGGGGGUGGGGGGGUGGGGUGGGGUGGUGUGUGGGCACUGGGUUUGUGGGGUGGGGGGGGGGUGGUGGGAGCUGGGGUGGGGGCUGUGGGAGGUGGGGUGGGUGUGGGGGGGGUGGGGGGGGGAGGAGGCGGGGGGUGGGUGGGGGGGGUGGGUGUGGUGGGGUUGGGUUCGGGGCGUGGUCGAUGUGGUGGGCUGGUGGGUGGGUGGGAGCGCGGGGGGUUGGGGGGGGGGCGUGGUGGGGUGUGAGAGAUGGUCGUGGGGUUUGGAGUCGGCUGGGGGUGGGGUGAUGGUGGGGGUGGGCGGUGGGGGGGUGGGGUGGGGGUGGGGGAAGGUGGGGGGGGGGCUGGGGGUGUUGUGUGGGGGUGGGGGGGGGGGGUGGGGUGGGGGUAGGGGGUGGGCUGGGCGGUGA